Messenger RNA from Daktulosphaira vitifoliae (grape phylloxera), 1321 nucleotides. RefSeq lists its product as uncharacterized. The record is from RefSeq and is a predicted model, not a curated record. Gene Ontology annotation, molecular function: protein dimerization activity. Lineage: Eukaryota; Metazoa; Arthropoda; Insecta; Hemiptera; Phylloxeridae. The coding region runs from base 1 to 1290 and encodes 429 amino acids. The transcript is spliced from 2 exons.
AUGGAUCGAUUUUUAUUGAACAGUCAUAAUCGUUGUGUAGAGGAGGAAAGUAUACCCUCAACCAGUAACAGCCCGACUGUAAAAAAACGAAAAUAUCGGAAGUAUGAUGAUAGUUACUUGGAAUUUGGUUUUACUUCUACAGAAGUGAAUGGUGAAGAAAGACCAUUAUGUGUAUUGUGUAUGAAAGUUUUAGCACCAGAAUGCAUGUUGCCAAGUAAAUUGAAGCGCCAUUUGGAAACGAAUCAUAAGUAUGCGGUUGGAAAAUCUCGCGAUUACUUUGAUAGAAAGAGGAAAGAACUAAAACAGGAAAAAAGUAUAUUUUUUAAUAAUGCAUCAAUACCAAACAAUGCAUUGAUAGCCUCUUAUAAAGUUGCUUUUAGAAUCGCAAAAUGUAAGAAACCUCAUACAAUUGCAGAAGAGCUUAUCCUACCAGCUGCUUUAGAUAUGGUAAACAUUAUGAUUGGCGAAUCGGCUGGGAAAUUACUUUCAAAAGUGCCGUUGUCUAAUAAUACAAUUAGUCGCCGAAUUCACCAUAUGGCAGAUGAUCUCAAUGAUCAUGGUCUUAAAGAUUUUUUUUAUAAUUUUAGAAAUGAAGGGUUUGAGUCGUCAAAAAAAAUUGCGCAAAAUUUAUGUGAAGGCCUUGAUAUUCAAGCAGUUUUUAAACAAUCUAGAAUUAAAAAAAAAGUUAGGCAGUUCAAUUAUGAAAGCAAAGAUGCACGUCUAAAUUCAGCUGAGCAAACAUUUUACGAUGAUUAUUUUUUAGCCGUAAUAGAUCAAGCAAUCGUAUCAAUUAAUGAACGUUUUGAACAACUAUCUCAUCAUUCAGAAUAUUUUGGAUUUUUAUAUAAUAUUGAAAAUUUAAAAACAUUUGACGAAGAAACGUUAAGAAAACAUUGUAUGGAUUUAGAAAUUUUAUUAAAAGAUGGUGAAAAUAAUGAUAUAAAUGGUAUUGAACUUUUUGACGAAUUAAAAAUUUUUUGUAGAAUUUUGAACAAACAAAUGACUUCUAUAGAAUGUCUUAAUUUAAUAGAAACAACAUGUGGCUCAUUUCCAAACAUUUCUAUUGAAUUGAGAAUAUUAUUGACCCUUCCGAUAACCACAGCAAGCGCAGAGAGAAGUUUCUCCAAGUUAAAAAUCAUAAAAAAUUAUUUAAGGACAUCUAUGACACAAAAUCGUCUUUCUGAUCUAGCAAUUAUUUCAAUCGAACGUGAUCUGUGUGAAAAUUUAGAUUAUAACGAUAUUAUUGAAAAGUUUGCCGAAAUAAAAGCCAGAAAAAUUGAUUUUAUGUAAUUUAAAUUGUUUUAACGAAGGUCAGUUUAAA